AUGUCGUUCGGCAAGGUGAUCCCCUUCAGCUACACAGACGCCCCGCUGGCCAUCCCGCAGAUUGGACUAGGGACCUGGCUGUCGAAGCCGAAGGAGGUAGAAAACGCGGUCGAGGUCGCGAUCCACGCCGGCUACCGGCACAUCGACUGCGCGAUGAUCUACCAGAACCAGGACGAGGUCAUCCCCUCCGUCGUCAAGCGCGAGGACAUCUUCGUCACCACCAAGCUCUGGAACACCUCACACAAGCCCGAGGAGGUCGAGAAGGAGCUCGACGAGUCCCUCAAGCAGCUCGGCCUCGACUACGUCGACCUCUACCUCGUCCACUGGCCCGUCGCGUUCCCGCCCGUGCCGUUCAACACCAACCUCGAGCCCGAGGACAGCGCGAAGCCCGGCUGGGUCCAGCUCGACCUCGACACGAGCCUCGUCGACACCUGGAAGGCAAUGAUCGCCCUCAAGAGCACCGGCAAGGUCAAGGCGAUCGGCGUCUCCAACUUCGCGAUCCCCCACAUCCGCGGCAUCGUCGAGGCCACCGGCGUCUGGCCGGCCGUGAACCAGAUCGAGGCGCACCCGCUCCUGCUCCAGGAUGACCUCGUCGCGUACUGCAAGGAGAACAAGAUCCACCUGACCGCGUACAGCCCGCUCGGGAACAACAUGGCUGGUGAGCCCAUGCUCACGGAGUACCCCGAGGUGAAGGCGAUUGCUGCCAAGGUCGGCGCGACCCCGGCGCAGGUGCUCGUCGCGUGGGGCGCGAAGCGCGGGUACUCGAUCAUCCCGAAGAGCGUCACCCCCUCGCGCAUCGAGUCGAACUUCCAGCAGGUCGAGCUCUCGGACGAGGACUACGCGGCGCUGUGCGAGCUCGGGCGCAAGAAGCGCCGGCGGUACAACAUCAAGACGACUUACCCCGUCUUCUGGGACAUCAACAUCUUCAGCGAGCCGGAGGAGGCGAACACGACCAACCAGGUCAAGAUCGCGUGA
Molecule: messenger RNA, 975 nt
Organism: Epithele typhae
Lineage: Eukaryota; Fungi; Basidiomycota; Agaricomycetes; Polyporales; Epitheliaceae
Product: Aldo/keto reductase
Exons: 6
Coding region: 1-975 (324 amino acids)
Cellular component (GO): cytosol
Molecular function (GO): aldose reductase (NADPH) activity
Source: RefSeq, a predicted model, not a curated record